AUGAAUGACGAAUACAAAGAUAACUUAAAGGAAGAGAACAUUUUGACUGAGGAUGGUUCUUCACAGAUCAGGCUACCCGAUACUGACACAGAUCAAUUUUUAAAUAGCUUAGUGUUGCAAACAGAAAAUGAAAGCUCAUUGCCAAUUCCCGAAGAUGUAAACGAUACUAUAAAUGAUACACCCAGUAAAAACAUUAUGCUAGAUGACAUUUAUAUUGAUAUACCAGAAGCGAAUAUUGAAGAACAAUUGGAGAAUAAAGCUGACACAGUUAAUCUAAAUGAAGAAUUGGAGAAUAAAGAUGACACAGCCUAUCUAAAUAAACAAUUGGAGAAUAAAGACAAAACAGCCAACCUAAAUGAACAAUCCGAAAAUAAAGAUGACAUAACCUAUCUAAAUGAACAAUUGGAGAAUAAAGAUGAUACAGCCAAUGUAAAUGAUCAAUUGGUGAAUAAAGAUGACACUGCCAAUAUAAAUGUGAGUGAGAAAUCUCAAAUAAUUUCUGAAGAACAAGAUGAGGACAAUAACAAAAAAGUAAAGUUUUCAGAUAUAGAUAUGGGAACUAGAGGACAACUAGAAAUUCACAGUGACACACAUUUGUUAGAUGUGAAUAUUGAUAAAGAGAAAGAACAAGUAUCAUGGAAAGCUUCAGCUGAUAACAUAAAAUCAAGUAUAAUUUUUGCACCGCCGAAUGAAAAUUUGCUAAGUGAUGCAGACGAAUCUUGGCCUGAAAACAUACCGUCGCCUGUAUUAAGACCUAGUGAAAGUAUCAGUCGAUCAGUAACGUCUCUAGGUAGAAUAUUAGAAACUGAAGAAAAGUUUCUUAUAUCGUCUGAAUCGGAUGACGUACCAAAAAAUUACAAAGAAAAAGUUGAUCAGAAAAUUAGGAAUACAAUAGAAUCGCUUAAAACAAAUGGAUUAAAUCAAACGUACGAAAAUAAAGAAACUGACGAUAAAAUUACAAAAAAGAAAAGAAAACAUGAAUCGAAAGAAAAAACUACAGAAGGACUACAAAAAAGUAGUUUUUCCCGCGAUUCUAAAAAGUUAGCUGGUACCAAAAAGGCUUCCCCGCCUAAAACUACCGGAAAAAUUGAGAGACCCAAGGAACUUCCAAAAGUAGACAAUAAAAAACAUCUUUACAAAUAUAGUGCUUAUAAUAACGAAGUUACUCAAAAUAAACUAAAUAAACCUGCCUAUAAACAGCAACCGCAUGAAGAUAGCCACAUUGAGCGGGCUAAAAGCAACAAGGAAACCUCUAGAAAUCAAGGAAAGCAACACAAGCGAGACUAUAAAGUAAAUGAAGCAACAGCACCAAAUUGGCUAAAGCAUAAGCGUGCCGAUGUACACGAAGAUCUAACGUUCGGCAUGAAUCAAUACGAAAUCCGAAAAUGGUGUAAAGACUUAGACCGCGAAUUCGGCAGAUUUGAAAUCUGGAAUGAUUGGCUGAAAUGCAUGUCAAGAAAUUUUAUAAAUUUGCAUCAAAGCCAAGCUCUCUCUAGACGAGUAACUCGAUGUGAUUUUAAACGCUGGAUUAAAUUUCAAAGAAACUUGGAUAAAAAUGUGUGUACAUGGGCAAAGUUACAUCGCCGCACUCAACAUAGGCUCAAUCAAACUAUUUAUAUUUGUGUAAAGCCAUCCGAGAUUGCGAGUCCGAAACGGUAUCCUAGUCCCUGUUUAGGCAGAAGCCCAAAGAAAUCACCGCCAAGUCCACAUUGCAGCACAUACAGGAAAUACUUUUAGUGCUAAAUUAGAG
Manduca sexta (tobacco hornworm) is the source of this 1750-nucleotide messenger RNA. RefSeq lists its product as uncharacterized. The coding region runs from base 1 to 1737 and encodes 578 amino acids. The record is from RefSeq and is a predicted model, not a curated record. The transcript is spliced from 9 exons. Lineage: Eukaryota; Metazoa; Arthropoda; Insecta; Lepidoptera; Sphingidae.